AUGGAAAACCAAACUUUUAUAAAGGAGUUUAUUUUCUUGGGUUUUUCAAACCAUCCUGAUCUCUAUAUUCUAUUCUUCUUUAUGUUCUUAGCAAUCUACGUAUUAACUUUAGUGGGAAAUGCUCUGAUCAUUAUCUUGAUCAAAACUGAUGUGACUCUGCAUGCACCUAUGUACUAUUUCUUGACAAAUUUGUCCAUUCUAGACAUUUGUUAUAUCUCUGCCACACUCCCCGUUAUGCUCAUUAAUUUUUUUCGACUGAGGAAAACUAUCUCAUAUAUAGGAUGCAUUGCCCAAUUGUUUUUCCUCAUUACUUGUGCAGGAACAGAAUGUGUACUGUUGGCUGUCAUGGCAUAUGAUCGAUAUGUGGCUAUCUGUAGUCCUUUACAUUAUUCUAGCAUCAUGAACCAUAUUGCUUGCAGGAAGAUGGCAGGGUUCUCCUGGUUGUGUGGUUUAGCAAACUCACUGGUGCACACCCUUCUUGCAUCAUCCUUAACCAUCUGCAAGUCAAAUCAGCUCAGCCACUUCUUCUGUGAUGUCCCUUUGCUUUUGAAGCUCUCUUGCUCAGAUACAUCAGUGAAUGAAGCUGUACUCCAUCUAGCCAGUGCUUUGAUAGGACUCACCCCCUGCCUCUUUACACUUAUCUCCUACAUCCGCAUCAUUGGCACCAUUCUGAAGAUCAAGACCUCCAAGGGCAGAGCUAAGGCGUUCUCUACCUGUGCUUCACAUCUGAUUGUGGUUAUAGUAUUUUAUGGUACUGCUAACUUCAAUUAUAACAGGCCUAGUUCAGGAUACUCUCUGGAUAUUGAUACUUUGAUUUCCUCUCUAUAUUGUAUUGUGACACCCAUGUUAAAUCCAAUUAUUUAUAGUCUUAGGAAUAAAGAGGUCAAGGAUGGCAUGGGUCAGGAAGGGUGCAUGGUGGUGUUUGAGUGGCUGUUGUGGCUCAAGCACAAAGUAGCUGAGGUAUGGAUGUUACCUUCCCUGUUGGCUUCUCCAUUGACCUGA
This is a messenger RNA of Protobothrops mucrosquamatus (brown spotted pit viper), 1002 nucleotides long. Its product is annotated as olfactory receptor 5V1-like. Gene Ontology annotation, biological process: G protein-coupled receptor signaling pathway. Gene Ontology annotation, cellular component: membrane. Gene Ontology annotation, molecular function: olfactory receptor activity; G protein-coupled receptor activity. Bases 1 to 1002 code for a protein of 333 amino acids. The transcript is spliced from 2 exons. Lineage: Eukaryota; Metazoa; Chordata; Lepidosauria; Squamata; Viperidae. The record is from RefSeq and is a predicted model, not a curated record.